AUGGGCUUUGGAAAUAAAGUUUGCUAUGAAACAUCCAAAAACAUAAUUACAGAACAUAUAGUUAAGAAUUCAGAACCUUAUUCAAAAGUUGGCGAUUCUGUCCAGAUUGAUACCUAUGAUGAAUUAUCUAUAAUAAAUUAUGAAGAUUAG
Messenger RNA from Funneliformis mosseae, 150 nucleotides. The record is from the annotation of a GenBank genome assembly. NCBI's taxonomy places the organism in Eukaryota, Fungi, Glomeromycota, Glomeromycetes, Glomerales, Glomeraceae.